Penicillium verrucosum is the source of this 675-nucleotide messenger RNA. RefSeq lists its product as uncharacterized. The coding region runs from base 1 to 675 and encodes 224 amino acids. The transcript has a single exon. The record is from RefSeq and is a predicted model, not a curated record. Lineage: Eukaryota; Fungi; Ascomycota; Eurotiomycetes; Eurotiales; Aspergillaceae.
AUGACCAAGGGAAUCCCAACCGACAAUAAACCAGUUGGUAAGCAAGUAUCGCUUGUAUCUAAUCUCCUUGCCAAUGUGACUGGGAACCCAAAGUUCACUUCGUCGCUGAAACAGGAAUACAGACUAAUCAAAGCAGGGUUUAUUCUCCCACCUAAUCUCAGGGGUUCGACAAUUCUCAGCGGCGAAGUACCAAACAGUACCAUCGCAUUCAAUACCGUACCGGCAAGGAACCGAGGAUCAAUAGAACAAUAUCUUUUACCCACUUCUGGACUGAUGAGGGAAAUUCUUGCUGUGGACUCAUCUCCUGAGUCGGUAUGGACGUGGAGCUCAAGCGAUUCUCAACGGUACCAGACCUCACAGAAAAAGAAAAUUGUGGCUUGGGCAUUGUACAACAUGACAUUGUACGUGAAGCAACACAAGGCUUCAACCGUUGCAGAAAACAAGUCGAGGACGCAAGAUGAGCAGAAGAAGUUCUUGCAACGCCACACGCCAACCAAAAGUGGCCUUCUACUGUCCUUUCCCGAGACGAUGGACGAUUUCCCCUACCCUGAGCUGGGCCCCCUAACAGAAAAAGGGGAAAUAGACCUUGAAAUGUACAACCGGUGCUGGGAAUUGCUCCGUAUAUCGCCGGUGGACUUUACAAGGACAACAUCCUGGUUCCGGAUGAUGCAGUAA